Trichoderma asperellum CBS 433.97 is the source of this 957-nucleotide messenger RNA. RefSeq lists its product as uncharacterized. Gene Ontology annotation, cellular component: endoplasmic reticulum. Gene Ontology annotation, molecular function: N-acetylglucosaminylphosphatidylinositol deacetylase activity. Gene Ontology annotation, biological process: GPI anchor biosynthetic process. NCBI's taxonomy places the organism in Eukaryota, Fungi, Ascomycota, Sordariomycetes, Hypocreales, Hypocreaceae. The record is from RefSeq and is a predicted model, not a curated record.
AUGCCCACCAGCCUCAGCCUGCCCUUCAACCUCCCCUUCGACCUCGGCCUCAAGCUGCCCGUCGGCCUGCCCGUCGACUCCAACGCCCUGCUAGUGCUGGCCGCCUCGGUUGCCGCCGCCGUGCCGUGCAUCUACAUCUGCACCGCAAACGCCGUGCGCAACCGCUUCCCGGAGCUGCUGGAGAAGCGCGUGUGUCUGCUGAUUGCCCACCCGGACGAUGAGGCCAUGUUCUUUGCGCCCACCGUGCUGGCGCUGGCACGGCCCGAGACGGGCAACCACGUCAAGAUUCUCUGCUUGAGCUCAGGCAACGCGGAUGGACUUGGCGAGACGAGGAAGAAGGAGCUUGUCCAGAGCGGCCUGGCCCUGGGUCUGCGAGACGAGUCCGAUGUCUUUGUGGUUGACAAUCCCAAGGACUUCCCCGACUCCAUGGCCACGCACUGGGACGAGACCAAGAUCGCAAACCUCCUCACAAAGGCCUUUGCGCCGCAACUGGCGCGCCAGCGAGCCGAAAACGCCUCCGAGCCCACGGCCAACAUCGACGCCCUCAUCACUUUUGACGGCAACGGUGUGUCGUCCCACCCCAACCACAUCUCUCUCUACCACGGCGCACGAGGUUUUGCCAAGGCUCUGACCGAGGGCAAGCCCGAAUGGAAGAGCCCCGUCGACGUCUACACCCUCAACACCGUCAGCCUGCUGCGCAAAUACUCUGGCGGCCUAGAUCUCUUCACCACCAUCGCCUCAUCUCUAUUCACACCCAACAAGGACCCCGAGCGUCCUGAGAAGCUGAUUUAUGCCAACAACCUCAUCGGCUCAGAGCCUAGCCUGGGUACUGCGCUGAGCGCCAUGACCACUGCGCAUAAGAGCCAGAUGGUCUGGUUCCGCUACCUGUGGCUCGGAUUCAGCCGAUACAUGCUCGUCAACGACCUGAGACUGGAGAAGGUCGACGAGGAGAACUAA